AUGACGCGUGGUAAUCAACGUGAUCUCGCACGAGAAAAAAACGCAAAAAAUGCAAAGAAAGGUUUAUCAGCUGCUGAAAUGGAAGGUAAUAAAGGUUUAUCAUUACAAGAACGUCAAUCGCGUGAUGCAGCAAAAAUGCGUGAGAAACAACAAUUAGCUGCAGAAAAAAAGGGCGGCGGUGGUGGUGAUGGUGGCAAUAAUAAUGCGUCAGGUGGAGCAGGAGCAGCAGCAACAGCCAAAUGA
Molecule: messenger RNA, 243 nt
Organism: Adineta steineri
Lineage: Eukaryota; Metazoa; Rotifera; Eurotatoria; Adinetida; Adinetidae
Source: the annotation of a GenBank genome assembly